UAAACGCCCACCAAUUUUAGCUUUUCCCCAUGGAAGGAGUGGUCUGUGCCUUCUCACGUGACCUGCUGGCUACAUAAACAGACACGACUGAAAACGGCUGAACGUUUGUAAAUUUGCUAUUCUUGUAAACGGGUAAGUAGAUAAAUGCAGUCACCAGUUAAACAGAAUCUCCACCCAGAGAGUGAGGUGGUGAUCAACAAACUCAUCAACAUCAAGCUGACAGCAUCUUACACCUAUCUGUCACUGGGUAUGUUUUUUGACAGGGACGAUGUGGCUCUCCCAAGCUUCUCAAGUUAUUUCCUCAAACGUUCUGUGAAGGAGAGGAAGCAGGCAGAAAGCCUGUUGGGAUACCAGAACAUGAGAGGUGGUCGAAUUUUGCUGCAGACUAUUGCGAAACCCAGCAGGGAGGACUGGAAGGGAGGAUUGGAUGCAAUGACUUUCUCUCUGGAGUACCAGAAAUCUCUCAACCAGUCCCUGCUGGAGUUGCACAACAUGGCCAACAGCCACACCGAUCCUCAUCUGUGUGACUUCCUGGAGCAGGACUUCCUGUCUGACAGCCAUGAUGUCAUCAAGCAGCUCGGCGAUUAUGUGGGCAGUCUGACCCGCCUGACUUCUGCAACCCAGGGGUCCAUGGGGGAGUACCUGUUUGACAAGCAUACUCUGUGACUUGAAGACCUUUGCCACAACCUAUAUUUCCCCCUUAGAUGGAGAAAAAUAAGAAUGGCUUGAUUAUUGGAAUCCAUUUCUAAUGACAAUACUUCAUACCUCAAUACCACAUACCUCAACCAAUACCUCUUGCUUUCAUUAAUGUACUGUCUGAAACCGGUGCUGGAAACGAACAUGGAUCUAACUCAUUCUCAUAACUUGUUUACAGUAUUAUGUGCAUGUGCGUGCUUGUACGUGCAUGAUGUUUAUGUGUGCUGGUACAUUUAGGUCCCCACGGUGCUGUACCUGGUUACAGAAGUCCACUGGGUCCACAUUCUUGAGAAAGGACCAACUCACUUUUUAAGCUCCGUUUGUAACCUUGUGGUUUAACUACUGCAGAUUACUUUGACUAUAACUUGGAAUGAUUUUGGAUUUGAAUGAAGUUGACUAAUUUGAUUAAAAUAAGAUUCCAAGAA
This is a messenger RNA of Anguilla rostrata (American eel), 1121 nucleotides long. RefSeq names its product Ferritin, lower subunit-like. Gene Ontology annotation, biological process: iron ion transport; intracellular iron ion homeostasis. Lineage: Eukaryota; Metazoa; Chordata; Actinopteri; Anguilliformes; Anguillidae. Gene Ontology annotation, cellular component: cytoplasm. Bases 145 to 666 code for a protein of 173 amino acids. The transcript has 5 exons. The record is from RefSeq and is a predicted model, not a curated record. Gene Ontology annotation, molecular function: ferric iron binding; ferrous iron binding.